UCAAACUUUCAAAAAUGUUGUGAUUGAUUUAAAAUCGAAAGUAAAGAUGGCAGAUUAGACACGAUCAAAACAAUUGCAGGUAAAAAAAGUUGAAAAAUGAACGAAGCGGAAGUUGUGGAGAAAAAUCUAUGUCGUAUACGUAGCAAGUUUGAGUCAGGAAUAACUGAAGAUAAGAAAAUCAAAUAUCUGAAACUUCUUUCAAAACUAACUGUGACAGUUGCUUUGUUAAAGAAAACUUCAAUCGGGAAAGUUGUCAACACAUUACGAAAGGAAGAUGGACCUGUUGGAGAUUUAUCGAAAAAGUUGAUUAUAAAAUGGAAAGACGUUGCAUCCAGUGAAAAGAAUAAUUCCAUUUCACCUGCCAAAGAAAAAAUAGAUAAAAAGCAUAUGAAAGAACAUAAGAAUGAGCAUAAAUCGAGACUGGAAAAAAGUCAGCACAAAUCAUCACAUCCAGCUAUAGACAAUUUAUCGUUGAAUAAAACAUAUCCAGGGACAUCAUCAGGUUUUUCAGUUGAUAAUUCAUUACAUAACAAUGUCAAUGACAACGAUGAAAAUCUCAAUGACAACAAUGAGGAUGAGGGUGAUAAUGUAGGCACAAGCGGCAUGUCAUUUGGGGAUAUGCUUAUGAUGCCAGCUACAUUGAAUGUGAAGAAAAAAAAGAAAACCAGCAAGCUACUUACAUCUAAACCAGGCAAACUAGACAUGCCAACAUUACCAGAUAUUGAACUUCCAACUAUCAAUUCAGAACCCAUAUAUCGACCAAUCAGCAGGCCUGCGCCAAAGGAAAUUUUAAAAAGAAAAAGAGGUAUAGAAGCGACUUCUGAGGAUUUCGAAAGAAAAAAUGCUCCUGUAUUGACGGAUAUAGUUUCACGAAAAACAAGAUCUGUUAUGUACACUGGAAAAAAGCAAUCGACCAGUGGUGUUGUGACAUCAUUAUUUCAACAGUGCAUGCGAGUGUUAACCGAAAAUGUAGAUAUGCUAUAUGAAACAGGUGGUGUACCUUACAGACUUUUGAAACCAAUGUUAUUGAGAUGUACACCGCAGCAGUUGGAAAGGUUAGAAUACUACAAUCCACACUUCCUGGAAGAGUCUGAUGAACUUUGGAAAAUGCAUUGUCAACGAGAAUUUAAAGCUUUUUGUACGGAGGACGAUCCUGAUGACUCAUGGAAGAUGCUAUACAAGCAACUAUGCGUUGAUCGAGAACAACGUUUAAAGAAACUCAGUACAAAAAUCACAGCCGCUCAAGCUGCUAAGCUUCCUGAACGUUCUGUCAAAUUGGCUUAUGUAGCUGGUGCACCAAAACCAAGCAUGCAAGUUAUGCGUAAACAAAAAAGAUACGGUACCGAUAAUAUAGCUGAGAAAAAGAAGGAACUACGUGAACGAAUGGAAAAAGAACAACGAAACUCUGCGGUGGUGGUACCAUUCACUCAUGUUCCACGCCGCGAUAGAUGUUCUGCUCACCCUCCUUCCAGCUUGAGUUCAACGAAUCGCUUUGGUAGCCCGCAAGCCAAACGAAAGAAAGAGGAGAUUGGUUCGACUGGUCCAUCGUCCUUUAUGCCAACAAAAGUAAAGAAACCAGCUAGGAAGCCAAUGAUGUCAGCUGCAUUAAAAUUGUUAAAGAAGCAAAAAGGUCGAAUGUCUUCAUCCAUCAUGCGACGAUAGCCGGCCAGCUUUAAACAAGUCAUAUAUUACCCACAUUGGUUAAUCGAGGCAAACCAACUACGUACGCACUGGUUGAUCAAGAUAAAAACAACGUCAUUGCGUUGCCAGCAAUGGCGUGGAUUCAUCAACAGUUUCCCGUGAAGGGCUUAUUCGGUCAUUUCCUAUCUGCUACUUCAAAGGAAGUAGGAUUGAAACAUUUUCCUUGAACUAGUUUUUCUUACUUAUUUUAAAAACCGUAGCUCUCUCGAACAAUUUAUCUGCUCCAUUGUGUGUUUGAGAUAGUUUGAAGUUGUUUAGCUAUUCGUGCCAAGUGACUUUCUUAAAAUAUCAAAGCUAAAAUAGCUGUAUAAUUUGUUGAGCUACCUAGUGAGCUGCAGACAUAUUUUUAAAGGCUGUUUAAAAUUUGUAUACCGCCAACAAAGCAAUUCCGACUUUUCUAAUAAAUUCUUGCAGACGAUAAGGUUAAAAUGGGGCAAGAGGAAGUAAAAUCAAACCAGCGGAUUGCCGUUUAGAAUACACUUCGAUUUUUCUCCUAUUCUGGUCUGGUCUAUUCAUAGCUGGAUCAUUCACAUCUUAUAUCUCCAUGGUUGGAUGUUUCUGCGCCAUUUUCACUAAAUCAUACAAGGAAACACAAAGAAUUAUUUUUAACUCAGUUGCUGCUGUUGUUAUAACUAGGUUAUAAUUUUCAAGUCUAUGGUGUAUUUUGUAAAGCGUUACAGUUAAAAUAUAAGGCCCAACAGUGAAGAUAGCUAAACUAUCCCUUUCUGUUCUAUUCUAUCCACGAGUUCAUUGAUAUUUUUUCCUAAUGCUUUCAAACGAAAAGUAGAAAUUUGGUGUCUUGAUUAUUCUCACAUGUUCUUACUUACAUGUACUCCCUUAGUUUUAUGCUAAACUUAAGCCAAAAGCGAGGCAUUUAUGCUUUGUAACUAUGUAUGUAAAACAUUUUCUUCACACAUGAGUGAUUUGGUAACGAAGUUCAUAGUGUUUUAAAUUCAAAUUUUUAAAAUUUACGAUAAAUUUUGUAUUGUAGCCUCGUUUGCAGUGCAAUCUCCAUUUUUAUGGUGAAGGAGGCUGGUUUUAAAUUUAUUUUUUUAUUUUUAUUUAUUCAAAUUUUUCACAGCAAAAUUUAGGUAGUUGUAGUUAUUAGUGAUAAAAUACAAUAUAAUAAAAAAAUAUUUUGUGCGCGUUGAAAUUUGUAUUGUAAAUGAAUUCCUGUUGAUUUUUUAUAUAAAACAAAUUUUAAUGUCAGCACCAGAUGCCGAGGAUAAUGUUUAAAGUUUACAGGAUUUAAAUGUUUGCAUAUUUCCAGUUAAA
Messenger RNA from Hydractinia symbiolongicarpus, 2976 nucleotides. Its product is annotated as elongin-A-like. The transcript has 13 exons. Bases 97 to 1662 code for a protein of 521 amino acids. Gene Ontology annotation, cellular component: nucleus; elongin complex. Gene Ontology annotation, biological process: transcription elongation by RNA polymerase II. Lineage: Eukaryota; Metazoa; Cnidaria; Hydrozoa; Anthoathecata; Hydractiniidae. The record is from RefSeq and is a predicted model, not a curated record.